GAGAUGUCACUAUUACUGUUUUAGCAUCCUCUUCUACUCUUUAUUUAGAACCUUUAGUACCUUACCAUGUGAGUGAAGAGUUCAAAAACCUCUGCAAAAACUUUCUUUUUUAUCUCUCUCUCUUCUUUAAACUUACUUUCAAACACUAAAUAGCCAAAACUUAAGAUACCAAAUUUCAACAGGGGAAAAAAUGUAUAAGAAUCAGCUUCAAGAGCUUGCACAGAGAAGUUGUUUCAACUUACCAUCAUAUACUUGCAUAAGAGAAGGACCAGAUCAUGCUCCAAGAUUCAAAGCUUCUGUUAACUUCAAUGGUGAGAUAUUUGAGAGUCCCACUUACUGUUCUACUCUCAGACAAGCUGAGCAUGCAGCUGCUGAAGUUUCCCUUAAUGUCCUUUCGUCUAGAGUCCCUUCAAAGUCUCUAACUGCUAAGAUUCUUGAUGAGACAGGGAUUUACAAGAACCUGCUUCAAGAGACAGCACAUAGAGCUGGUCUUGAUCUACCAAUGUACACAAGUGUGAGAUCAGGAUCUUGUCACUUCCCAGGUUUCUCUUGUACUGUUGAACUUGCUGGGAUGACGUUUACAGGAGAAUCAGCAAAGACAAAGAAACAAGCUGAGAAAAACGCAGCCAUUGCAGCUUGGUCCUCUUUGAAGAAAAUGUCAAGCUUGGAUUCACAAGAUGAAGAGAAGGAACAAGAAGCAGUAGCAAGAGUACUCUCAAGAUUUAAACCCAAAGAAGUAAGAAGACGAGAGACAACAAACCAAUGGAGAAGAAGAACAAGUCAACAAGAUUCAAACAAGGAUUUGUUGAUUGAGAGAUUGAGAUGGAUCAAUCUUUUGACCAAUCAAGCUUCUUCAUCAUCAUCAACAUCAACACCGAAUCAACACAAAAACUCCAGUUUCAUCUCUCUAAUUCCCCCACCACCACCACCUAAAUCCUCCAAAAUUUUGCCAUUUAUCCAGCAAUACAAAGACAGAUCAUCACAAGAAGCUAAGACAGAGACAGCGACAGAGAUGAUCAACAGCAAAGCCAAAGUCAAUGAAACAUCAACCAGAUUGAGUAAGCAAAUGCCCUUUUCCGACAUGAACAGAUACAACUUUGUCGGAGGGUGUAGCGUAAACCCUUAUAGUCUGGCUCCAGCGGUUCAAAUGAGAUCAGUGAUUCCAGUUUUCGCAGCUCCACCACCGAAACCAAACCCCAACCUUAACCCAUCAUCAUUAUCAUCAUCAGUCAAUGAAUUCACCUCAUCCAAUAAUUCCUGCUCUGUUCUGAAUACGCCGGGAUUGGGAGGCCAAGAGAAGAAGAAUCUAACUCGCGAAAUGAUCAAACUUGGUUCAGAAUCGAGAAUUUUGGAUCAAACCCAUGAUAGUUAGCUAAAUUUGGUUAAUGGGUUAAUCUCAAAUUAAAUCCUUGUCAAGUGUUUGUCACAUAGAUAAAUUAUAGACCAGUAUGUUUCCGUUUCUUGAAUGUGUUCUUGUUUUUUUUGAAGUGUUUGAAUUUUCUAAAAGUCCG
Arabidopsis thaliana (thale cress) is the source of this 1511-nucleotide messenger RNA. RefSeq names its product dsRNA-binding protein 5 (gene DRB5). Gene Ontology annotation, molecular function: double-stranded RNA binding. The coding region runs from base 191 to 1372 and encodes 393 amino acids. NCBI's taxonomy places the organism in Eukaryota, Viridiplantae, Streptophyta, Magnoliopsida, Brassicales, Brassicaceae. The record is from RefSeq and is marked reviewed. The transcript has 4 exons.